CUGCGUCCUCAAAGCCAGGGCUUUGCCGGUGACAAGAUCUUUCAUCGCUGUGAAUGCCAUCUUGACCUCCCUUGGAUCUUGCGAAAGUGCCCUCCUAUUGUUCUGCAGCAUGUGGUAAUAUCUUUACCCCAAAUUGCUCUCGGAGCGGUUCACCGCAGGCAAGAGUCGAGCGGCGUGCGGGAUGGAGAGCGGUCUGGCCGGGCGUGGUCACGGGGAUGUGGAGAGGGCCGUGCGAGAGGCCGAGACGGAGAUCAGGGGCCUCCACAACGAGCAGGACAGAUUCAUGCUGCACUACGACGAAAGCCUGCACAUCGAGGUCCAGCUCAGCCAUACAUCCCCGCUGCAGACCCCAAGUGACCAGCUGAGAGACCAGAGCCUGCGGCAGCGGCAGGCGACCCUGGACACCCUGCUGCGGCAGCAAGUGCAGACCAUCGUGCAGUUGCGCAUGACCGUGGUGGAGAGGCUGCAGACGUGCACGAUGCUGCUCAACCAGAUGCUGUCGUGUCUCCUGGAGGACAAGCUUCCGCAGUGGCAGCGCAAGCAGCAGCUGGCGGCCAUCGGAGGCCCUCCCGAGGGCAGCCUGGACGCCCUACAGGAGUGGAGCGAGUGCAUGGCGGACGGGGUGAUACGAGCCAGGCAGCACCUCAAGCGAUUCGAGUCCUUGCUGCAGCAACUGGCACUGCCUGGUCCGAGCCCCGACGCUCUGCUCAAUCUCAACAAUAACCUGGCGCGUCUGCUCUCCGACAUCGCCACGAAGACGCUGGUGAUGGAACGUCAGCCACCGCAGGUGCUCAAGACGCAAACCAAGUUUGGCUGCAGCCUGCGCUUCUUGGCCGGAAGCAAGCUGGAGCUGACGGGGAGCCUCCCACACGUGCACGCCACCAUCGUGAGCGAGGCGCAGGCGCGAGCCCUCCACGUUGGACACCACCCACGCAACGAGGUGAGCGGCGAAAUCCACAACAACAAUACCGUCAUGGAGUACCAGCAGGGAUCGGGAGCGCUGAUGGCAAACUUCCGCAGCAUGCUGCUGAAAAAGAUUCGACGCUCGGACCGACGCGGCUCAGAGUCGGUCACCGAGGAGAAGUUUGCAAUCCUCUUCCAGGCAACGCUCAACACUGGGGACGGCGAGUUCAUGCUACAUGCCCAGGUGCUGUCCUUACCUGUGGUGGUGAUUGUCCACGGGAGUCAGGAGAACAACGCCACCGCCACGGUGCUGUGGGACAAUGCCUUCUCCGAGCCGCGCCGAUUGCCCUUCCAGGUGCCAGAAGCGGUGCCCUGGAGUCGCCUCAUGGCUGUCCUGGAUAGCAAGUUCCGCUCGGAGGUGGACAGCCCCACGGGACUGUGCACCGACAGCGUGACCUUCCUCGCCCACAAGGCCUUCGGCUACUCAAGCGGGGCCGACGACCUCGCUGACCGCACCAUCUCCUGGGCGCAGUUUAACCGGGAAAACCUUCCCGGUCGCACCUUCACCUUCUGGCAGUGGUUUGACGGUGUCAUGGAACUCACCAAGAAGUACCUAAAGAGCCACUGGAACGACGGGGCCAUCGUGGGUUUCGUGAGCCGAGCGCAGGCACAGGACAUGCUGUUGUCACUGCCCGCGGGCACCUUCCUGCUUCGCUUCAGCGACUCCGAGAUUGGGGGCGUCACCAUCGCAUGGGGGGCGCAGAUGCCCGGUCAACCAGGCGAGCGGAUCGUGUGGAACGUGAAGCCGUUCACGGCGCGCGAGCUGGCCAUGCUGCCCCUGGCUGACCGCGUGCGGGAUCUGGACAGCCUCCAGCUGCUGUACCCGGCCCGGCCCAAGGACCAUGCCUUUGCCAAGUACUACAGCCCGCCGCCGGGAAAUAAUCUGAAUGGAUACAUUGUGCUGGGCAUCCGCCAGGUGCUGCCAGGGUUCUCCAUGCUGCCCCCGGGGCUCCCAGGGACCCCCUGCACCUCGUACGCGUCUGAUGAUACCGCCGUCACCGCCGCCGCCGGCACCAGCGCCGCCGGCUCCCCGGGCAGCACCGCGCGUGCCCUCUUCACCAGCUUGGGUCACAACUGAGCUGGCGCAGUGUGUACUGAAGCGCGCUGCGCGGAAACGGACGGAGACCCAGGCCGGUCACGGCGGGCUGCUUCGUGGGGCUGCAUCGCGUCACGGCGCGUCACGGCGCACCCCUGAUGGACACGCAUCCAAGGUGGAAACCGGACAACGCCGCCGAUGGCCAGAACGAUGACCGAAUGGGCUCAUGCUUGCCGUGUUUCCAAUUCACACCUGCGUCCAAUGCUCGUCGAGAAGCUCCAAGAGCUGCCUCCGAUGCGACGGAUGUGAGCAUCUAUCUACCUUCAGCAAGCCUACCAGGUGUCGUUAAGGACCGAACAUUUUUGCCACCAUUCCACGGCGUAAUGGACCACGCCACGCGAACAGCACCAGUCCUGAGCCCUAAUCGCAAACACCGCCAUGCUGCGGCACGGUAGAGCAAUGCCCGGGGCUUGCCACGUGGCGCUAUGAUACAGGAGACCUCUAGAAAGCCUUCGCCACAGCACUUUGGAACACACUUUGCGGCACAAAAAAAACACCACCAAAAUUCCGCGCUCAAAAGACAGCAGUGAACGGAAAGGUACUUGCUGCUUUCGUGGGCAAACCACGCAGGUUCAUCAUUUUCUUUGCACAUAAGUGUACUUGUUUACUUUUGACCACGGAGCCUCGAAAACAAAGCAAGACCUCUCAUUUUUAUCUUUAACACGAGCAGCUCUGAGUGUUAUCAGCUGGGUACUUCAACUGGAAUAUUACUUGACAGACAACACAGUUUUCAAUUGCUCUGGAUUGUUGGCUGUUAAAAAAAACUAUGCUUUUUUCUUUUUACCAAAAUAAAUGUCCGUAACAAUUUUACCUCAGGAUCAUGGAAACAUACGAUGCAGGAACCAUGCAAUGGUUCUCAUGAAAACAAAUACCAGAGAAUGAUGAGAAUACAGUAACACAGAACGUUGACUGGAAGCCACCAUCGGAUUUGUGGGCUAACUGGAAAUGGACGUCCCUGUUAAGAAAUGACUCGAGCCUUGAAACUCAGUGUAAUACACAUAUUUCAAGAACAGACAGCUGCACUAAUGCACCCCUAUACGAUUCUUCGAAUUGUAUGGAAGUGCUAAGGACUCACAGAGCUAAGCAGCCCUAUUUAGCCUGAAACAAUUGUUGGCGUCGUUAUGGAGAACAUAAGUAACAAAAUAAAUAUUUGCUACUUAUCUUGAAAGUGAGCCUUGAGAAUGUGUGUGAGCCAUGAUAACUUUGAGGUCACACAUUUCUUUUUGGAGGUGUACACCCGUCCGUGACCUUCCCAGCAACCAGGUGCUCCCGUGCUGUCUGGUUAUGAAGCAGACUCGUGAUAUUUAACAGUAUUCUUGUGAAAUAUAAAAAAAGCGUUUGCUAUUUGGACCUAGAGCCAUUCACUUCACAGCACUUGUUGUGUACCCGCGCAAAGAUGACAUGGAAAUGGCUAGUGGGAUGUUUUGGAAGGGAACAAAUGGUGCACAAGAUGACCUUUCAAAGAAAAUGCAACUCUAUACAAAUGCGGUAUUGCGUGUAGCAUCUUGUCGUAUGGUUAUCAUGAAGUGGCUUAAUGCAAUCUGAGAGUGAAUUACAGGGUUGGUUCGAGGAGAAUUAUUUGAUGGCCUCGGGCUCCCAUGUUAAUGGGCCUGCCUCGUACUAAGAAGACCGUAGCAAGCCGGCGCGGAUGAUAGCGUGUCACUUUUGGGAGGGGCCUCAACGAGUGCUGAUAGAUGAUUUUCGGGAAAAUGCCGCUUGUCAAUUUGAAUUGCGUAGCUAAAGUUAACGAUAACCGAGGUGGCCCUGUAUGAAUGUAAGUGGCAAUGCCUUGGGGCAGUUUAAAGAAUAAAAAGAGGGCACACUAAUGGAUAUAUACUAAUUGCCUGGCUAAAGCCACAAAGAGUAACACGAUGGUAUGCUAAUGCAAUUAUAAGAACUGUCUGGCUAGAGCCAAUAUUAUGAAAAAGAGGGCACUGUAGUGGAAUAUCAAAUAAGUUCCUGGCUAAGACCAUGAAUGGUUAACGAGGGCAUGCUAAUGGUUAUAUGAUGUGCCUUGUUAGAGCCAUAAAACGUGCAAAGCGGGCAUGAUAAUGGCUUUAUAGCAGUGAUGGGCAACUUCGACUUGUUGGUGGACCACACGAGUCCACUAAUGACCGCACGCAUCACCCUACAGACACUGAGACCAAGCCACCACGAGGGUUGCCCACCACUGAUUAUUUUUUAUUGUCUUGUUGAUCAUGCCCCCCCUCCUCCCAGCCUUCUCAGUUCUCUCGGAAGGAAUUGCAGUGGCAGUGGUGCUUGACAUGCACAGGCAAAAUUCGCCUCGUGCGUAUGUGCAUGCGCAUGCACGUGUCGUGACGCCAAUUGUGCGCGCGUGUCCGUCCGUGCACGUUUUCACGUGUGGUGGCUGCUUAAGUGCAAACGCAUCGGUGUGCAGUUCAUCGCACACGGCGAUCCUUAAGACAAUCCUGUCCGGAUCAAACCUGACAUGCAAUCAUUUACUCGCUAUCGGAGCCAUAC
This is a messenger RNA of Lethenteron reissneri (Far Eastern brook lamprey), 4540 nucleotides long. RefSeq names its product signal transducer and activator of transcription 5A-like. Gene Ontology annotation, biological process: regulation of DNA-templated transcription; signal transduction. Lineage: Eukaryota; Metazoa; Chordata; Hyperoartia; Petromyzontiformes; Petromyzontidae. Gene Ontology annotation, molecular function: DNA-binding transcription factor activity; DNA binding. The record is from RefSeq and is a predicted model, not a curated record.